This is a messenger RNA of Eucalyptus grandis, 2450 nucleotides long. RefSeq names its product scarecrow-like protein 3. Gene Ontology annotation, biological process: regulation of DNA-templated transcription. The transcript has 3 exons. Gene Ontology annotation, molecular function: DNA-binding transcription factor activity; sequence-specific DNA binding. NCBI's taxonomy places the organism in Eukaryota, Viridiplantae, Streptophyta, Magnoliopsida, Myrtales, Myrtaceae. The record is from RefSeq and is a predicted model, not a curated record. Gene Ontology annotation, cellular component: nucleus. Bases 567 to 1982 code for a protein of 471 amino acids.
AGAUUUUGGAGGGACUUGGGAGGCUUUCCUUGCAAUCCCCACUAUCCCCCACUAAGCAACAAGAAAAGGUGUUGUUUUGUUUUGUUAUGACAUGCUUGGAUCAACAGUUUUCUUGAGAAUAGCCCCAAAUUCUGGCCAGCUUUUAUUCUCAUCCACUUCAUGUCCAGACAAAGCUCUGCCUAGUGAGAGAGUGAGAGAACAAAACAAUUUUUUGGAACAGACAGGGAGAGAGAGGGAGGAGGAGGGGCUCUGGAUUUCAGAAAUUCCAUAUUCCUCUGGUCCUAACAAAAAACAACAAAACAAUGACGACAAACACAACCUCGUGCUUUGUCGCCAACGCAGCCAUGGAAAAGUUCUUCAAGACAAGAGCUUUUAUCCCAAUUGGCUCGCUCUGCAAUAAAACCCUAGAUGCUCAGAAGUUUUCUUGGAGUCUUUUCUGGGUUUGUGGCUCAUCAACAUUCCCAGCUCAGUGACGGAUAUCUGCUGCUCCGCUGGAGCACGGAUUCAAGAAGCAAGCAUCCAUCGGCAUUUGAUCCGGUGAGGUCACAUCACUUCAAGGUUCAUCAAUGACGGGUAUGCUUCACGACGAGGGAUCAUCACCCGUAACUUCAUCCCCACUUCAAAUGUUUUCGUUGAUGUCACUUUCUCCCGGCAUAGGAUCACCAUACCCAUUGCUCAGGGAAGUUAGUCCUGAAGACAGGGGUUUGUGGUUGAUCCGUUAUCUUAUUGGCUGCGCUAACCAUGUCGCUGCUGGUAGUGUAGAUAAUGCCAAUAUUUGCCUUGAGCAAAUCUCCCAUCAUGCUUCUCCAGAUGGCGAUACUAUGCAGCGAAUCGCUGCUUACUUCACUGAAGCACUUGCUGACCGGAUACUCAAAGGUUGGCCAGGCCUUCAUAAAGCCCUUAAUUCCACGAAAAUAUCCCCAGUGUCCGAGGAAAUCCUUGUCAAACGAUGGUUUUUUGAGCUUUGCCCCUUCUUGAAGCUCGCAUAUGUAAUCACUAAUCAGGCCAUACUAGAAGCGAUGGAUGGGGAGAAGAUGGUUCACAUUAUCGACCUCAACUCAUUUGAGCCUGCCCAGUGGGUCAAUCUUCUUCAGUCACUAAGUGGUAGGCCAGAAGGCCCACCUCACUUGAGGAUUACAGGUAUCCAUGAACAGAAAGAGGUUUUAGAUCAAAUGGCUCUUCGAUUGAAUGAAGAAGCUGAAAAAUUGGAUAUCCCGUUUCAGUUCAAUCCUGUUGUCUGCAAACUGGAAAAUCUUGAUCUAGAAAGUUUGCGCGUUAAGACUGGUGAAGCACUUGCAAUUAGCUCUGUUCUCCAGCUGCAUACCAUCUUGGCAGCUGAUGAUGAGAUGCAGCGGAGGACCUCGCCUUCUGCAUCCAACAGUUCAAAUUCUAGUCAUCAACAGAGAGCUUUGCAUAUGAAGCAGCGCACUCUAGGAGAGUGGCUUGAGAAAGAUGUGGUCAAUCUAUAUUGCGCUAGUCCUGACUCAGCCUUGGUAUCUUCACCAAAGAUGGGGGGCUUUUUAACUUCCCUUUGGGGAUUGUCGCCUAAGCUAAUGGUGAUUACUGAGCAAGAGUCAAACCAUAAUGGCACCUUAAUGGAGAGAUAUGUGGAAGCAUUGUAUUUCUAUGGUUCCCUGUUUGAUUGUCUGGAGUCUACUGUUCCAAGAGCAUCGGUAGAGCGACAAAAGGUUGAGAAGAUGCUGUUCGGAGAGGAAAUUAAAAAUAUCAUUGCUUGCGAGGGCAUUCAGAGGAAGGAGAGACAUGAGAAGCUUGAAAAGUGGAUUUUGAGGCUUGAGUUAGCUGGGUUCGGAAAGGUGUCCUUAAGUUACAAUGGUUUGUUGCAGGCAGGGAGGUUACUGCAGAACUAUGGUUAUGAUGGGUACACCCUAAAAGAAGAGAAUGGGUGCCUCCUCUUAUGUUGGCACGACCGGCCCCUGUUUUCAGUUUCAGCCUGGAGAUUUAGGAGCAAGCGCCACGGAUAGGAGUUCGUUCCAUGUAUCUGGAAGUCCUGCAAUACACCAGUGUGUGCAGUCCAUAACGUGGAGACCAGUGUAAGUGCUAGGAUGUGCAUCUUUCCUCAGCUGAGAAAGAGUGGUAAUGUCCAGCAAAUGAACAGGUUUUCUGAUGCUACUUAUCACUUCUUUCACCACGUAUGCUGCAGCCGGCAACCCAGCUGGGUAUGUCGAUCCAGUCAUCGGUAGCUUCUCCUUCGAACAGUCCUUCACUCCUGGCUCGUACCAUUCUGUCCCGCUAAACUCAUCAAAUUGUUGAAGCAAUCAGUACACAUUUGACUCUUUGCUUUACUGAAGUUGGAUUGAAAAGAAAAGAACUUACUUGUAGUGAGAGGGUGAAAUUCCUUGAAAGAAGACUCUAGUUUUAAUCGUGUCUACAUCCGAGUCCACCCACUUCGCCCACGUCGUCAAUGCUUUGCGAAAUGCGACCAUCCGAUC